GCACCAGACUGGGCAACCUCCGACCACCCAGGCGCUGCUUCUAUGGCGGUCACCAUCAAGUACGUCACGACGGAGGUGAACAACAGUACAAAGUGCGGCAUCUUCUUCAUGGAAGUGGGCAUCUACGACGCGGGCGUCACGACGUCGAUGCCGACAUCUAGUUCGCAGCACGACAUCGCCAGCAAGCGCGCCCAAGUUCCUGCCAAAGUACACGCGCAGGUUUACGAGGAUCACAACGACGAGGGCCAGACCAACAUCAAGAUUGGCGAUGUCAACGACGCUGCGAAGCACUUCAUCCAGCGCCACGCGCAGAGGCUGCUCAGGUUCCACAAG
This is a messenger RNA of Prorocentrum cordatum, 333 nucleotides long. Lineage: Eukaryota; Dinophyceae; Prorocentrales; Prorocentraceae. The record is from the annotation of a GenBank genome assembly.